UUCAGUCCGCAGCGGCGCCCGUUGUCAAUUAGAUGCCGGGAUCGAAAAAUUCGCGAAGAACCCGUCUCUUUCGCGUCCCUAUCGAAACGGUACCAGUAGCGGGACGUUUCAUUGUUUCUACCCUUCCUCAGGCCCGGUUCCAAGAAUAAAUGGCUGCGUGAUCGAGACCUCCGCCAUGUCACCCAAACAUCACCUGUCAAUUUCCUUUUGCCUCUUCGUUGGCUUGUGUUGCUUCGUAUCGGCUCAGACCAAUUUGCAGUUGCACGAAGACGAAUUUACCUUCGAUCUUCCCGAAGAUCUCGAAGUGGAGUUUGAACAGAAAACAGCCGAAACAAGCGAUUAUGUAGCCGUGGUGGGCAAAGUGUUCCAUUUGGCUUUGCCACAGAAUGGAGUCAAGGGAUUUAUAGCCAGAGAACUUACCAAAAACCGUCUACCUCAUUGGCUGGUCUUCAGCAAGAAAUCCGGAGUGUUUUGGGGUGUACCGCUCCAAGGGGAUGAAGGAAUCGUACAAAUGCUGAUCGCAAAGGUCGGUGAACCAAAAACAGUGGAGAAUAUCACUAUUCACGUGAUAAAUUCCGGUGCCAACACCGGAAAAUGCAAAGCCAACGAAGACGAGACAGUUUUGACAUUGCUGGUGGACAAAAACCUUCGAACUGUCAAACCGAAACAGAGGGUGGCUACCCUGAAUAACAUAGCUCAAUACCUCAGGAUACCAUAUACUGCCUUAACCUGGAGACCACAGUACGAGAAAGACGACAUCAGUGACAGCUCGGUAGUACUAGCCGGGCCAGGUAACGUGGUGACCAAGCUCUCCAAAACGCCAUCGUUGCUAGAAGUCCCCGUGGGCUGUGACGGUCGCUUAUGGGAAGCUUCAGCUGGCAUGGUGCAGUCGUUAAAGCAACAAGCUCGUGACGGUACCAUUGCCGAAGUACUCAGAUUCCCGCUAUUAGGAUGGAGAGUUAAGACCGAGCCUAGGGAACUCUUGAGGAAGAGAAGGCAAGCGGCUGUGGAAGAUUAUGGAAGUGGUGAUUACGAUGAAGAUUAUUACGGAGAAUACGACGACGAUUACGAUGAGGACAACCUGGGCGACUUAGAAACAAAUCCUCCGAUACCUAAAGUCCCGGUGACGCUUCCAGCUAGGCCUACAACUCCAUCAACAACUACCACUACUACCGGAGCACCAACCACUUCCACAUCUACCACUGUCCCAUCAUCCACACAUCCACAUCGACAUCACCAUGGCGAAGUCAAGCCCAGCGAAGAGUACAGUCCCAUAGUGCCUGCUGACGAUGAUGAAGAGGAAAAUUACUUAACCACCCCUAUAACGUCAGCGACUCCUGGUGGUACGCGACCGAAAUAUACCGACGACGUUUUGCCUCCCGCAAAAAUACCACUGAACGAAGACGAUUAUGAUUACGGGCCCGAGGAUGACGAGGAUGAUGAUGAUGGAGCGGUGGAAAGCGAAACAGUGGUGCCGGAUUUGAGGAAGAAGUCUACUACUGUGCCUGCUAGUGUUGAAGUGGAAAGUGCGCCAACGGAGCCGACUAAACCAAGUGCCAAACAAACUUUCGAAUUCGUUACCGAAACCGAGCCUUCAAGCACUACCAGCACAACUACAAGCACUACGACCACAACUACAUCAACUACAACAACAACAGAAGCUCCUACAACUUUCGAAAUCGUCGAAGACACCGAACCCCCUAUGUUUGUUACCGAUGUUACAAUACCUGCUAUCGUAACUACACUUAACCAAACUCAAGACACCACUGCUCCAACCAGCACUAUCACUGCAUCUUCCACUACAUCAACUACAACAACUUCCCCUUCCACAGCUUCUCAAGCGACUACUGUCGAAGAAGUUGUAACCAGUCAAGCCACAACACCUUCUGUUAUCGAUACAACCGUUCCUGAUACAACAGUAAAAUCAACAACAGUCAGACAAAUUUCUAGCACUACAACUGAGUCGUUCGUGACCGAGCAAGUUGAUCCUGUUAACAAGCAUGUGCCGAUUCCUCGAAAUUACAGGCCUUACAUAGAAAAGCGGCUUCAGUACAAGACGGUGAUGGCUGGAAAAGUGUUCAGGUUUGUUAUUCCCAAAGAUACUUUCAAGGAUGCGGAAGAUGGGUACAAUCUGACCCUGCAAGUGUUGGAAGAGCGUGAACAACCCUUGAGUGCCAAUUCUUGGUUACAGUUUAAUCCUCUGAGAAGAGAACUCUAUGGCCUACCUUUAGCUGAAGAUAUUCACACCUGGGAGUACACAGUAAGGGCUACCGACAGAGAAGGCGAAUACGAACAAGACCAGCUGACCAUCCAGGUACAACAGCACCCUCUAGAGAGAGUAUUCAAUCACGAGUUCUCUCUAGCGUUGCGCAUCGAAAAACCUCAAGAAUACCAGCACUACAUCGAUUGGUCGCUGAAAGUGCUGAGGGCUUUGGGAAAAAUCUAUAGCACCAAUAUGUCGGAGAUUACUGUAAGAAAAAUCGAUUUUGUUCGAGAACCUGUUGUGUUCACUUGGUCCAACGACUCGCUGUCUUCCAACUUCUGUCCAAGGACUGAAAUAGAAACGCUGUUUAAGAUGCUCACUGCAAACGACAGAGGCGACCCCUCCAGAGAACUGAGCGAGAUGCUCAAGUCCGAUUUAAGGGUAAAAUUAGUCUCCUACAGGAACCUGAGCACUUGUAUCGAACAACCACCACCGCCCCCUGUCACGGCCAUCAAUAACUUCUCCCCGGUAUUGAGGAACCCCGUGGACGUGGUCAACGCCACUUUAGGCGAACUGCUCAUCGUUAAAGUUAAAGACGAUACCUUCUACGAUCCAGAAGACGUAGACCCCUCCAUGUUGAACAUCACCCUCCAAACCGCCGAUUUCCAACCGAUUCCCGCCUCCAGCUGGUUACAGUUCGACAAUAAGAACCGAGAAUUUUUCGGGAUUCCCCGCAAAACUGGUGUGACGCAGUACUGGCUGAUGUGCGUCGACUCCGGCGGUAAGAGCGCCAAGGACAGCCUGGAAGUACACGUGCGACAGGCGGAGAAGAUCCACUACAACGUGGAAUUCAGCAUGACCUUGGAAGUACCGUUCGAGACGUUCUCGAGUAAUGCGGUGUUGCAGAAGAAAUUCGUUGAAAAACUUAUGGAAAUCUUCGAAGAACCGUCUCCAAAGAACCUUCACUUCCUACCCUUCAAACAGAAAAUCGAACGCAACACCAUAGAAUCCACCCUGGUCCACUGGUUCAACAAGUCCCUCCCCGUCGACAGAUGCCCGAUUGACGAGAUCAACCGCUUGGAGUACAUGUUACACAACAGCGAGUCCCGAAGCAUAUCCAGACGGGUCCACAGGAUCAUGGGUCCCGAUUUUACCAUAUCUACCAUCAAAGUGCACCAUAUAGGCAACUGUAAAGCCAAGCCUGUGGCGCCUACGCAGGAGGCUGGAGUGCCUACGGAGGAGACGGUGCCUCCGUCUGCGCAGAGCGACUAUUUGAUCACUUACAUCAUACCGGCUGUGAUAAUUUCCAUUAUGUUGUUUGUCGCAUCUGUGGCGGCGUGUGUUCUGUACAGGAAGAGGAGGAUGGGUAAAAUGAACGUGGAGGAGGACGGUAGGCAAACUUAUGGAAAUAAAGGCAUUCCUGUGAUAUUCCAAGAGGAACUGGAAGAAAAACCGGAACCGGGAACCAAGGCCCCCGUCAUCCUCAAGGACGAGCGUCCACCACUUGCACCGCCCGAGUACAGCAAGAGCGGAUCGGUCAAGCUGGAGGACUCGGAACCGUACCAGCCGCCGCCCCCCUUCACCCGCAGCUCACAGGACAACGGCAGGCAGCCCAGGCCCAAGCCCACCCCCACCUACAGGAAACCUCCCCCGUACGUGCCUCCCUAA
Molecule: messenger RNA, 3871 nt
Organism: Sitophilus oryzae (rice weevil)
Lineage: Eukaryota; Metazoa; Arthropoda; Insecta; Coleoptera; Curculionidae
Product: dystroglycan
Exons: 12
Coding region: 176-3871 (1231 amino acids)
Biological process (GO): morphogenesis of an epithelium; nerve development; muscle attachment
Cellular component (GO): dystrophin-associated glycoprotein complex; sarcolemma; dystroglycan complex
Molecular function (GO): calcium ion binding; laminin binding
Source: RefSeq, a predicted model, not a curated record